AUGGUGAUGGCAACCGCCUUCGCAAACUUCGGCAACAAGUCGAUUUGCGAGCCUCUCGUCUCGGGCUCUGGCCCCAAAGUCUUCCCGGACACCCCCGAGGCUUUCCAGGCCUACCCUCUCUUCUCCGAUGCUGCAUCAUCGGCCGUCACUCCCCCUGGCUACGUCCAGUCUUACUCCAACCUCCUCACCACGUACGAUGAACCAUCACAGUUCGUCCACUACGUGACUAUGGACUCGUACGAUGCCGACCUGUGUGCUGCCGAGUGCGACAACGACGCCAAGUGCAAUGCUUUCACCAUCUUCUUCGAGCGCCAGCCCGCCAAUGCGCCUCACGGCACCCACUGCCCCAACCCUGAGUCUACGACUCACAUCAAGUGCGACUUGUGGUCAGGCACCAUCCUCCCCAACAUCGCCAUCAACGAGGGCCAGACCCGUGAGGGCUUCCAGGUCGUCAUGGCCGGCGCCAAUGCCUACGUCAAGGACGUUGUCACGCCCGAUGUCCCUGCAGGCUAUGCCCUUGAGGCGUACGCACUCGGUGCGGCCAUCGAAGCCCCUCUUGACUGCAACGGUGAGGACACCUACAUGGGCAUGAGGUACUGGCAAGACGGCAAAUUCGAUGCUCAGAGGUGCAUCACCGCUUGCGAGGAGACCAAUGAUGCUUCGGGCCGCCAGUGCCACUUUGUCAACACGUACAUGCAGCGUCGCAACAACGUCCCCGUCGUCCAGCACUGCGCCAUGUUCUCCAAGUACUGGCCCAUCGAAUUCGCUACCAACGUCGGCCAGCUACGUGGUAACGAUGAGAUUGACAUCUCCGAGACUGACUCUUACGGUAUCCGUCAUAUCGUCGACGACUUCGCCGCCUGCCUGCCCAUCGACAAGUCUGCCUCGGUCGCAUCCAGCACGCUGGCGACCAUGACUCGUGCCAAGAACGUGCUUGCAACGCCGUCUUCCUCCUCCUCCUUCGACUACCCCAUCAUCGCUCCCGAGACAUUCAGCGACUGGGACCCCGUCAUGGAGACUACCACGUACACUACUCCCACCGCCACUGCUUCUUCUUUCACCACGCCCAUCAUCGCCCCGGAGACCUUCUCAGACUGGGACCCCGAGUACGAGACGGCCACUUUCGAUAGGCGUCGCCAGUUCAGUCAUCGUCGCCAGCUUGUCAGGCCCACUGGCACAGAAUUCAUCACCGAUGUUCCUGAUUUCGCCUCGGCCUUCUCUGCUAUCCCUGCUAUCCCCACUAUCCAGUAG
Molecule: messenger RNA, 1251 nt
Organism: Alternaria metachromatica
Lineage: Eukaryota; Fungi; Ascomycota; Dothideomycetes; Pleosporales; Pleosporaceae
Exons: 5
Coding region: 1-1251 (416 amino acids)
Source: RefSeq, a predicted model, not a curated record